CGAAAACGGGCGGGUCAAAGCAUGAAUGUUGGACAUUGACGACGUUUACUUUUAUCGCCAUCCUGCCGCGUUAUUCUGUCAGGCGCCAUCCGAAAUCAAAGAAGGUCAAUUCCAGGUUCAUCUGAACCCGCUCCAAUGACGUGCAGUGAUGGAUGCGUAAAUAGGAUUCCGUAUUGAAGAGCCGGGUCGGAAAUUCCUCCCGGAUCAUAUAUACCCACCUACCCGUUCAUAAUAGGAAACAAAAACCAUUUCUUUCAAGAUUGGGGCAGUUGGAUAACAGAAGGUACAAUGAUACAUCACGUAGUUAUAGUGCUUCUUCUCCUCUGGCUGCUCAAUUCCUUCAAUUCCUGCCACCCUUUUGCUUAUUUUAUCUCCAUAGUGUAUAUCUUUUUGAUUCAUGAGAACUAUGUGACUAGAUUGAGGAGGAGACUGCAGUUUGAGGAAAAAAAACAGUCGUAUCAAAGACGGGUUCUAUCUGAUUCAGAAAGUGUAAGAUGGUUGAAUCACGCGCUAGAGAAACUCUGGCCUGUUUGUAUGGAGAAUAUUGUCUCUCAGAAAUUUCUCCUCCCCAUCAUACCAUGGUUCAUGAAAAAAUAUAAGCCCUGGACAGUGAAGAGUGUUGUUGUUCAGCACUUAUACUUGGGAAGAUGUCCACCUAUUUUCACAGAAAUGAGAGUUCUUCAGAAUUCAACAGGCGAUGAUCACUUGGCCUUAGAGUUGGGGAUGAACUUCUGCACUGAGGAUAUGAAUGCAGUUCUAGCUGCAAAAUUGAAGAAAAGAUUGGGUUUUGGGAUGUGGGCAAAAAUGCACUUGUUAGGCAUGCAUGUUGAGGGGAAGGUUUUGGUAGGUGUGAAGUUCCUUCCCAAUUGGCCAUUUAUUGACCGUUUGAGGGUUUGUUUUGCUGAGCCACCUUAUUUUCAGAUGACUGUGAAACCUAUCUUCACUCAUGGACUAGAUGUUACAGAAGUCCCAGGGAUUGCUGGAUGGCUGGACAAACUUUUGGCCCUUGCUUUUGAGCAGACUCUUGUUGAGCCAAACAUGCUAGUUGUUGAUGUAAAGAAAUUUGCCUCGCCACAACCAGACAACUGGUUCUCGGUUGAUGCUAAGGAAACUGUCGCAAAUGUUGUUGUGCAAGUUUUUGAAGCAGCUGAUUUGAAGCCAUCUGAUCUUAACGGAUUGGCUGACCCAUACCUGAAGGCGAGACUUGGGCCUUACAGCUUCAGGACCAAGACUCAAAAGAAGACACUUACUCCAAAGUGGCAAGAGGAAUUCAAAAUCCCAGUUUUUUCUUGGGAGUCACCAAAUGAUGAACUCAAGAUUAAAGUUUUUGAUGAAGACCGCUUUAUGGAUGAUCCAUUAGGAGAUUGCUGCAUAAAAGUUACCGACUUUAGAGAUGGGCAACGGCAUGAUAUCUGGUUGCCUCUUCAGAAUAUCAAAAUGGGAAGGCUACAUCUUGCAGUAACCGUGUCUGAGCACGACAAUGAAAAAAAGGAUGGAGAACAAAUCUGUGACGAAGCAAGUGCUGAUGACGAGAAGAGCGGAGACUUGUUUGAGAAUGAUGGAGCUGAUGUUGGAGGCUUCUCACCUGAACAACCCAACAAAUCCCAGAAUGCUGGAGACAAGUAUGAGCCCAUUGAUGUCGAAGGGAAAGAAGAGACCGGGAUAUGGGUCCAUCACCCGGGGGCUGAAAUUGCGCAAGUCUGGGAGCCAAGGACGGGUAAAGGUAGGACCAUUGAUGGCGAGAAGUCUGGUUCACUGGGGGGGAGUUUCAAGUCAAACACCGGGGGAAUUGAUGAAAAUGAUAAUGGACAUUCAUCGAAUCGGUUCCGUAGGGGGUUGAGUAAAAUUAGUUCAGUUUUUCACAGGAGUCCCAGAUCUCAUCAUGAUAUAUCAAACAACAGUCUUGGUGAGCCUGCCACACCUCCACAUAUAAAUCUUAAGGCAGUAAAUGCAAAGAACAUUGGCGUAACAUAUGUAACAGAUGGUGCAAAUGCUGCUGCUCAAUCCCCUGCAAGAUUGAAAUCAGAAGAUGGUAAAGAAUCUCAGGAGGGAGAUGAACAAGACAGUCCAACCAAGCGGAAAAUGAAGGACAAAGCUAAGAACAUGUUGAAGCAUGUGGGGAAAUCUGCUCACGGCAUAAAACAUGUUCUUUCUCAUAAGGGAUCAAGAAAAUCAAAAGCCGAGCCUGCUUUGGUGUCCGAUUCUUCGGAUGAGUCAUCUGUUGUGUCAUCUGAUGAUUCCCCACAACAAGCUGUUCAUGAAAUUGCAUCCAAGAAUAGGAAUUCAGUAGAUGGAGUUAGCCCUUGAAGAUAAUCCCAUUCCAGGUGACCGAAAACUAAAUGAAUUGGAAAAUGUUACACCUCAAUGAUGGCAUGAGGCAAUCAAGACAAAAAAUGUACUUAGGGACGGUUUCUCAUGUACCUUUAAAUAGGUUAAAAUGUAAAUAAAUUAAUGGUUUUUAUACAUCUUCCUCGAGUGAUUCUGGUGCUACAGCAAUCAAUAGUUAUGCCUUUUCUUUGUAAGAUGAAUUUUUUGUUUGCCUGUCCCAGCCAAAGGUAUAUCUUGAUAUCAGUUCUUACAAUUUGCCUGCUCUAAAUUACUCAGG
Messenger RNA from Cuscuta europaea, 2605 nucleotides. NCBI's taxonomy places the organism in Eukaryota, Viridiplantae, Streptophyta, Magnoliopsida, Solanales, Convolvulaceae. The record is from the annotation of a GenBank genome assembly.